AUGGGAAACCAUACAAGAGUGACAGUGUUUGUCCCAGCAGGUUUGACUGAUGACCCACAAUUGAAAGUUGUGUUAUUUAUCUUCUUGCUUCUCACCUACUUGCUAAGCAUCAUUGGCGAUCUGAUCAUCAUCACACUCACCCUACUGGGUACUCACCUCAGGACCCCCAUGUACUUUUUCCUUCGGAAUUUUUCCCUCCUAGAAAUUUCCUAUACUACUACAUGCAUCCCUAAGCUUCUGGUUGUCAUGGCAACUGGGGACAAAACCGUUUCCUAUAACUGUUGCGUCGCUCAGUUGUUUUUUGCUUUCCUUCUUGGAGCAUCUGAAUUUUACCUGCUGGCAGCUAUGUCCUAUGACCGCUAUGUGGCCAUCUGUAAGCCCCUGCAUUACACAACCAUCAUGAAUAGCAAUAUCUGCAUACCACUUGUUCUCAGCUGUUGGCUUGCUGGGCUCUUUGUCAUCUUUCCACCACUCAUCUUGGCCUUAGACCUUGACUUCUUUGCCUCCAACAUGGUUGAUCAUUUCUACUGUGACGCUACACCCCUCCUGCAGAUACCCUGUUCAGACACACAGCUUCUGGAGACACUGGCUUUUAUCUCAGCCAUGGUGACACUCUUGGUCACACUGACAAUGGUGAUAAUAUCAUAUACCUGUAUUGCCCUGACAGUUCUGAAAAUCCCUUCAACUAGUCAGAGGAAAAAGGCUUUUUCCACCUGCUCUUCUCAUAUGAUUGUGAUCUCCCUUUCUUAUGGCAGCUGCAUUUUCAUGUAUGUUAAACCAUCAGUCAGACAGAGAAUAUCAUUUUCCAAGGGAAUUGCGGUGCUCAAUACCUCAGUUGCACCACUUCUGAACCCUUUCAUCUACUCUCUAAGAAACCAACAAGUGAAAAAAGCCUGCAUGAACUUGAUGCACAGGAUUGUCUCUUUUUCAAAGGAAUGA
This is a messenger RNA of Trichechus manatus latirostris (Florida manatee), 939 nucleotides long. Its product is annotated as olfactory receptor 6C74-like. Lineage: Eukaryota; Metazoa; Chordata; Mammalia; Sirenia; Trichechidae. Gene Ontology annotation, molecular function: G protein-coupled receptor activity; olfactory receptor activity. Gene Ontology annotation, biological process: G protein-coupled receptor signaling pathway. Gene Ontology annotation, cellular component: membrane. The record is from RefSeq and is a predicted model, not a curated record.